Molecule: messenger RNA, 830 nt
Organism: Prorocentrum cordatum
Lineage: Eukaryota; Dinophyceae; Prorocentrales; Prorocentraceae
Source: the annotation of a GenBank genome assembly
GUGCGUAGCUCGAGAUCGACGGAUCGCCGUCCAUGGCGGCGGCGGGCACCGCCCCCGCGGCUGCCGCGGCCGCGCCCGCGGAGCCCUCCAGGGAGGAGUGGCUCGCGCGCUUCCCGCUGCGGGUAGAGGGCGGCAAGGUCGUGGACGCGCACGGGCAGCGCUUUCGCCUGAAGGGCGUCAACUGGUACGGCGGCUCCGACGUUCAGCACGUCGUGGGGGGUCUGCACUGCCGGCGACUCGCGGAUCUGGCCCAGGGCGUGAGGGACAUGGGUUUCACGGUGGUGCGGCUGCCGUUCUCCAACCAGAUGAUGCGGCCUGGCGUCGAGCCUGGAGAGGGCUCCAUCGACUUCGCCCUGAACCCCGAGCUGAGGGGCCUGGGGCCGCUGGAGGUGUUCGACGCGGUCGUGCACGCGCUGGGGGCCUGCCAGGUCGCGGUGGUCCCCAACAACCACUGCUCCUUCAGCGCCUGGGGCGGCGAGCCCGACGCCAACGGCCUGUGGUUCUGCGACAAGCCGUGCGGCGACCCGCCGGUGACCUACUCCGAGGGCCAGUUCUUCGAGGACUGGCGCGCCAUGGCCCGGCGGUACCGGGGCGUGCCCUGGGUCAUCGGCUACGACCUCCGCAACGAGGUGCGGCCCGUGCCCGGCAUGCCGACCAGGUGGCCCCUGUGGCGCGAGGACCGGGCCGCGCCGGCGGGGCUGCCCGCGUGCGCGGGCGCACUGCUCGCGUGCGCGGGUGGGCUGCUCGCCUUCCAGGGGGCGUGCGCGGCCGGGCUGCUCGGCGGGGGCGCGCUGGCCGCGUGCGGGUGCGGGCUGCUGCUCUGCAAGGCC